AUGGGAACCUGCAAACCGGCUAAAACGCCAAUCGAAAGAGCACCUCCUCCGCAAGAAAGACGGGACGAAAAGCAAAGCAGUGUUAGCACGAAUGAGGGGCUAAAGGACCUACCCUAUCAAAACCUCAUCGGUAGCCUCAUGUAUUUGGCACAGGCAAUCAGACCAGACAUCGCCUAUGCCACCAACUACUUAAGCCAAUUCAACAACUGCUUUGAUGAGUCGCAUUGGAACAGGGCGAAGCGCGUUCCCCGCUACCUGUCUGGAACGAAGACAGCCGGGAUAACUUACACUGCCUGUGGACAACCACUCGUCGGGUACACUGAUGCAAGUUUGAACGAAGACUCAACAGGAAGGUCUAGGUGCGGAUACGUCUUUACUCUAUCCCAAGGGGCUGUCAGUUGGAAGUCUACUCGGCAGCAGGUCGUCGCGCUUUCUACUUGCGAAGCCGAAUAUCUCGCUCUAACGGAGUGCAUGAAAGAAGGGAAGUGGUUGAAGAUGUUCUUAGGCGAACUGGCCCUACAAAGGCACUGCGGGGGAGAGAUGCAACUUUUCUGCGACUACCAGUCCGCCAUCAAACUGGCAGAGAAUCCCGUAUAUCACCAGAGGACCAAGCACAUACAGUUGAAGUACCUCUACUCCCGGAACGAGAUCGAGAGCAAGCAGUUCAGUUUGUCAUUCAUCCCAACAGACGUCAUGAUCGCAGACUCCCUCACUAAACCUGUACUGCGCGCCAAAAAUGCCUUCUGCGCCCAAGGUUUCGGACUUUACCUCCCAUGA
Ornithodoros turicata is the source of this 777-nucleotide messenger RNA. RefSeq lists its product as uncharacterized. The coding region runs from base 1 to 777 and encodes 258 amino acids. NCBI's taxonomy places the organism in Eukaryota, Metazoa, Arthropoda, Arachnida, Ixodida, Argasidae. The transcript has a single exon. The record is from RefSeq and is a predicted model, not a curated record.